Molecule: messenger RNA, 1512 nt
Organism: Encephalitozoon cuniculi GB-M1
Lineage: Eukaryota; Fungi; Microsporidia; Unikaryonidae
Exons: 1
Coding region: 1-1512 (503 amino acids)
Molecular function (GO): ATP binding; RNA helicase activity; RNA binding
Source: RefSeq, marked provisional
AUGAAUUCGGAACUAUCCGCAGCAGGUGAAAGCGGCAGAAAUAGAUCAAUUGGGGUGGACAGAGGAAGGCCAUCGAAAAGACUACUGUGGGCCAACAAUGAUUCUGGGGGACAGAGAAGCUCUGGAUCCAAAAAUUCGAAGGACAGAAAUGGGCCGCCCAAGAGCUCGAGCUCGAACGACAAGUCUCAGGGAGACAGGAAGCCCUUGGCAGGGCAGAAGGUUAAGGACCCCGAUUCUGUGGCGGCAGCAGAUGGAGACAUCAAAGUCGUGACGAGCGAGAAGGUGAAGACGUUGAGCUCCUUCAAGGACCUCUGUUCUCCUUUGUUGAUAAAGGCACUUGGGAAAGAAUAUUCGGCCCCAACAAUCAUCCAGAAGUACUGCAUACCGUCGCUGGUUGACGGGCGGAACCUCAUCUGCAGAGCGCCGACAGGGAUGGGAAAGACGAUGUGCUUCCUGAUCCCCAUUAUAGAAAGGCAUCGGCAGAUGAAAAAGCCGCAGGCAUGCAUUAUCUCCCCGACGAGAGAGCUGUGUGAGCAGAUCCGCGUUGAGGCCUCAAAACUUGUGGCCGGGAGCAGGAUCAGGGUUGUGUCGAUCUAUGGCAAGAAGCAGGAUCUGCCCAGCUACUCUGGAGUCGACAUUGUGGUUGCAACGCCUGGAAGGCUGAUAGAUCUAUUGCACAGAAAAAAGGUGGAUCUUUCUGAGAUAAGAAUGUUUGUCCUCGACGAGGCGGACAAGCUGCUGGAUAUGGGGUUUGAGAUACCCAUACGGGAGAUCCAUGGGUUUGUCCCCAAAAACACACAGACAUGCCUCUUCAGCGCUACAUACUCGCCAAAGCUGACGCGGAUGAUAAACUACUUUCUUCCCGAAGACAAGGUCUCGAUCGAGAUAUCCUCUGAGACUCUUAAGAACAUCAGACAGGAGAUUGUGGAGGUGCGAAACAAGAAGAAGAUGCUCCUGAACAUCCUGAAAGGCCCGGACAUUAAUCUCAAGGGAUCGUGGAGGAUGGAGGUGCAGCCCGACAAGGUUCUUGUGUUUGUUGAGAGAAAGAGCGAGUGUGGAGAGGUCGAGAAAGUUCUGAAGAAGAGCGGGAUUCUGUGUGUUAGUCUGCACGGGGACAAGGAGCAGGCGGACAGAGACGAAGCACUGAAGGGGUUUCGCAACGGAAGAUUCCCUGUGAUGGUUGCGACUUCUGUGGCAGCACGUGGAAUAGACAUCAAGGAUGUGAAGCUGGUGAUAAACUACGACAUCCCGAAGGACAUAAAGGAGUAUAUCCAUCGGAUUGGACGUACUGGGCGCGAGGGGAAGUCUGGGAAGUCGAUUUCGUUCUACGACGGAGGCAUGACUGCAGACCUCAAGAAAGCACUGGUGGAGGUUCUAAGGGAGUCUAAGAAUGCUGUCCCUCCCUUUCUAACGGGUGCUAGUGACGAGGACUUCAAUGCUAGAUUUGAAAGGCUGAAAGUGACUGCUGACAAGGAGAUGUCGGACGAUGAGGAGGUUGGGCUAUGGGGAUGA